Chanos chanos (milkfish) is the source of this 1722-nucleotide messenger RNA. RefSeq names its product leucine-rich repeat-containing protein 14. Bases 1 to 1722 code for a protein of 573 amino acids. The transcript has 3 exons. Gene Ontology annotation, cellular component: cytoplasm. NCBI's taxonomy places the organism in Eukaryota, Metazoa, Chordata, Actinopteri, Gonorynchiformes, Chanidae. The record is from RefSeq and is a predicted model, not a curated record. Gene Ontology annotation, molecular function: protein binding.
AUGGUACACUCCCUGGUAAACCUGUGUGCACGGGAGGUUGUAAGUGACCACAGUACGUCCUCAUGUUGGCUGAGUUGUGUACCGAGAGAGCUGUAUCGACCGCUCUUGGAAGCAGCUUUCACCUACUGUCGACCGCUAGCUGUCGGAGAACUGGUGCAAAGAUGGCCCGAGAGGACAUUGAGAGUAGGGGGCAAGAGAAAACUUGGCCAGAGACCCCCAAACCGCUUGUGUGUCCAGGCACUUUUCCUGGCUCUCGUGCGUGGGCUGGGUGACAAGAGGUGCGGCCUGCAGCUGUUGGACCUGUGUGGGUUGCAGUGUGAAGACGGUAAAUUGGAGGACUCCAUGGGUGGCUGGUCGCUGACUGUGGCCCUCUGCUCCACAGUGCUGCAGGCCAGAGCUGGGGCUCCCAGGAGCCGCAGGAGAGAAGUUGAGCGUGAAAGAAAGAGAGGCUUGCAGUUGGAAAGAGAGAGGAGAGACGGAGUGGUGAAACGUGGAUGGGGCCAAGAGGCCAACGGAGAGGUCGAAGAAGAGAAGAUGGAUUGCAAGAGUGACGGAGGAGGAGAGGAGUUCUCGGGGUGCGAGGGAGUGAUCCGAGCAGACAGCGACCUGAUAAAAGGGGUGAGGAGGAGGAUGGAGCUGCAGAGGAGGAAGGCUUUGUCAGAGGCGAAGACCGGUAGCUCUCCAAAUGUCUCUCCUUCAGACCAAGACUGGGAGCAGGUGACACUGGUGAGCGUCAGGGCCGACCUGUUCGUCAACGCCCGCUCUUGGGAGCGUGUUCGGGUGGCGCUUAGCACCCCUGGCCCCCUUAAGCUCCACUGCCGGUAUCUCCGUGUGGAGGAACUCCAGGCUGCUUCUAUAGCCUCUCUGCUGAGCCUCCUGCCUGAAGAGGGGCUUCUGGGUCUGGACAUUCGUUAUUCAAGCCUGGGGGUUGAGGGCCUGGCCCUGCUGCUGCCAGUGUUAGCCCGUUUCCCUCAGCUCCAUUCACUAAGAUUGCAUUACUGUAAUCUGGACUUGCAGCGUGCUCAGCCCGGCCAGGAGGGGGCGCUGCAGGAUAUGUGUAACGGUCUUAGCAAACUGAAGAGCCUUAGGAAACUGAGCCUCACGGCACUGAGAUUGCCAGGACACCUGCGGAUGGUGCUCAGUUCUCUCUCUCAGCCUCUGGAGGUGCUGGAGCUGCCUUACCUGAGCCUGACCCCGGCCGACCUGGCCUAUCUCUCCUGCAGCCCGCACGCCUCCUCCCUGCAGGAGCUGGACCUGAGUGAGAACAAGCUGGACGAGGCCUCCUUGCCCUCUCUGCGCCGUCUGCUCUCCCAGGCUGAGGGCACCUUGACCCAGCUCUCCCUGUGCGGCUGCGGCCUGUCGGACGAAUCCCUGGGCGCCCUGCUGCCUUCUCUGGGUUGCUGUCGGGCCUUACGGAGCCUCAGACUUUCCCUGAACCCUCUCUCCCAGAUGGCAGUGCUUUCUCUGGGCAGGGUGGCAGCGGGAAUCCCUUCGUUGCGUCUCCUGCUCUACCCAAACCCCCUGGAGGAGUAUGAGCCGGGUUUACCUCCCGUGCCGUCCAGCGCUCAGCUGUUGGACUGGCCUCUGAUGGAGGACCCUGAGGUCAGAAAGUCCACGCUGAUGCUUCUGGAAGAAGCGUUGGCUUUACGAGGACGCACGCAUGACCUUACUUUGACCUCUGACCUACUCAAUUAUAACACAGACCUGAUUCUGGAUGAUUAG